Molecule: messenger RNA, 1263 nt
Organism: Fomitiporia mediterranea MF3/22
Lineage: Eukaryota; Fungi; Basidiomycota; Agaricomycetes; Hymenochaetales; Hymenochaetaceae
Product: NOL1/NOP2/sun family RNA met
Exons: 5
Coding region: 1-1263 (420 amino acids)
Biological process (GO): maturation of LSU-rRNA; rRNA base methylation
Cellular component (GO): nucleolus
Molecular function (GO): RNA binding; rRNA (cytosine-C5-)-methyltransferase activity
Source: RefSeq, a predicted model, not a curated record
AUGCGUCAUUGCGCUCGCGUGCUCUCAAAUUUUAAGCGACUUGCCGCGAAGGAUCGGUCACGCUCGGAAUAUGUCGAGCAGUUAUUGGCAGACAUUGCGAGCUACUAUGGGUACAACGACUUUCUCACCGAAAAAUUAUUCCAUCUUUUCCCAGUGCUGGAGGCGAUUGAGUUCUUUGAGUCGAACGAGCUUCCGCGACCAGUCACUAUUCGUACCAACACCCUUCGAACGCGACGCAAGGACCUUGCACAGGCGCUCAUCGCUCGCGGUGUCUCUCUCGAACCACUUGGAAAAUGGUCUCCGGUCGGGUUACAAGUCUUCGAAUCGUCAGUUCCCCUCGGCGCGACACCGGAAUACCUUGCUGGACAUUACAUGCUCCAAGCUGCAUCAUCUUUCUUGCCAGUAAUGGCUCUCGACCCGCAACCAAAUGAACGUAUUUUGGACAUGGCGUCUGCUCCUGGUGGGAAGUCUUCAUAUAUCUCCGCCCUGAUGCAGAACACAGGUGUGGUCUUUGCGAACGACGCGAAUAAGUCGCGUACAAAGAGUUUGACGGCGAAUAUUCAUCGUUUGGGGUGCAAGAACGUCGUCGUAUGUAAUUAUGACGGAAGAGAGUUCCCGAAAGUUAUCGGAGGCUUUGAACGAGUUCUGCUUGACGCACCGUGCAGUGGAACCGGUGUCAUAAGCAAGGACGCUAGUGUCAAAGUCAAUAAGAGUGCACGCGACUUUGCACUCCUUUCACAUCUACAAAAGCAACUCAUCCUUUGCGCAAUUGACAGCGUAACCGCUUCCUCAUCCUCCUCACCUGGGAUUGUCGUCUACUCAACAUGCUCUGUCACAGUCGACGAGAACGAGGCUGUAGUCGACUACGCCCUCCGCAAGCGGCCGCACGUACAGUUACUAGAAACUGGACUAGCAUUCGGCCGCGACGGCUUCACACGUUACCGCGGAAAAGUGUUCGAUCCAAGCGUAAAGCUCACUCGUCGUUUCUAUCCACACGUGCACAACAUGGACGGCUUCUUUGUUGCAAAGCUCAAAGUUGGUCGUCCACAAAAGGGUGCGCAGAAGCGCACAACGGAAACCGAAAGCGGAAAGAAGAACGUGGAGCCAGUAGAAGCUGCUUCAGACGCGAUGGAUGUAGAUGGCGUGGCAUUCGAUGAGGAUGAAGAUAGACCGUAUCUUGAGGCAAAUAAACGACGACAGAUGAAGGCGAAAGGACUGCGUGUUCCUCCACGAACCGUGCAAGCAAGCAAGCCCGCUAGCUAG